Microplitis demolitor is the source of this 4578-nucleotide messenger RNA. It is a transcript of the gene Pde6, whose product is annotated as cGMP-specific 3',5'-cyclic phosphodiesterase. Gene Ontology annotation, biological process: signal transduction. Gene Ontology annotation, molecular function: 3',5'-cyclic-nucleotide phosphodiesterase activity; protein binding. The record is from RefSeq and is a predicted model, not a curated record. NCBI's taxonomy places the organism in Eukaryota, Metazoa, Arthropoda, Insecta, Hymenoptera, Braconidae. The transcript is spliced from 9 exons. The coding region runs from base 378 to 3578 and encodes 1066 amino acids.
UAUUAUUAUUGUUAUCUAGUUUUUAUAUACGUUUACGUUCUCAUUGGCACUGGCAUCAUUCACUUAUUUAAUUAUUUUAUUUAUUAUUACUCAUUUAUUCAUUUAUUAAUCACUUUAAUUAUGACAUGAGAUUUUUGUUAUUGUUGACUAUGAUAACACAAGGUCAUACCGGAUAUUUGUAAUUGUGACUAUUGAUAAUUUAUUUGUUAUUGUGAUAUGUUUUAAUCAGUACUAAACUAUGUAAAGCCAAAAAAACAUCAUAAUGAAGACAAAUUUAAAUGGAUCCAGUGGUUCCAAGCUGACUCAUAACAACAACAACAAGCCAACAGAAAAUGAGAAAAAUGUGAAAACUAAUUUAAACAUACGGGCAAGAUGAUAUGGCCGAGAGUGAAGUUGACGAGGAUUUGACAUCUAAUAUCAAGAUAAAAAAAAAUUUAAAGAGCAAAAUGAAGAUCUCAACGAUACCGCGAUCGCCCGAGACCGGGGAUAAAAGAGAGUGUACUCUGGUGUCUUCAUCAUCUUCAAGUGACACUAAAGCCCCGCUAUCAGAUAAUUCUGAUACCAGUGGGUUCCGUGAACUCGAUAAUCAUCAUAACAAUCAUCAAUACGAUGAUAAUGAUGAUCAUAAAGAUGUCAAGUUGAAGAAGAAAACGAUCUGCCAAGAAACCGUCUACGAGUUCGAAGAGGACGGCUUGACAAUGGAACGAGUCGGAAAAUAUCUAGAAGCUAAUCCAGCAGUUGUAGAGGCUUGGCUGAGAGACAAAGCGAGUAAUGAAUUAAAAGUAAAGCUUUUGAACACGAGUCUACUUAAGCAACAAUCAAGCUUAAGUGUACGGGCGCCAAAUUCUCAAGAGACUUUAGUACACAAGAGGAACAGCGUGACUAGUGAUCUUUUUCAGUCUUGGCUGGCUUCUAAUUCACCUAUUAAACGAUGCAAGAGUCCUAACCGUUUACCGAUUUCGUUAUCCGGUCGUCGAGCGGAACUAAAUCAACUAGACGAGGGUGAACUCUUUAUGGAAUUAAUUCGUGACGUAGCAAAUGAGCUCGACAUCAACGUACUCUGCCACAAGAUCCUCGUCAACGUCGGUCUGCUAACCCACGCCGAUCGCGGGAGUCUUUUUCUCGCAAAAGGUCCCCCAGAUGAGCGAUAUCUCGUUGCAAAGCUGUUUGACGUUACCCAAGACACUGAACUGGAAGACGCGAUUCAAAAAGCUUCUGAAGAAAUAAGGAUACCCUUUGGCGUGGGAAUUGCCGGGUACGUCGCUCAAACAAAAGAAAUAAUAAACAUAAAAGACGCCUACAGCGAUCCGAGAUUUAACAGCAAAAUCGAUAUGCGCACCGGCUACAAAACAACUUUGAUCCUGUCAAUGCCCAUCUGUAAUUACGAGGGUGACGUUAUUGGUGUCGCUCAAAUAAUAAACAAGACAAAUGGCAACAAUGAAUUUACCGACCAUGAUAUCGAAGUUUUUAAACGUUACUUGACAUUCUGCGGAAUCGGAAUUCAAAAUGCCCAAUUGUUUGAACUUUCCGUCCUCGAGUACCGACGAAAUCAAAUUCUGCUUAAUUUGGCGCGUAAUAUUUUCGAAGAACAAAACAAUCUUGAAUGUUUGGUCACUAAAAUAAUGACAGAGGCCAAAGAACUGCUCAAAUGUGAGCGAUGUCUGGUCUAUUUGCUGGACCUAGACUGUGGUGAGGCAGGACACCUGGAAAAAAUUGUCGAGAGGCCUGGGAAAUCGAUCCAAGAGGAUCGAAAACCCCUUUCUAGGCGGGAGAGCAACAACAUUGACAUGGAAGACAUCUUGUCGAGACAGGCGACGGCGACCGAUGGUAGCUCCAAGUUCACCAUGGUUUUUGAGAUGGAAAAUGGCGUUCAGGAAGCGAGGGUCAGUAGGCCCAGUACGGUCGAGCUUGCGAGUCCAUUGGGACGAAUCGCGAGAUAUGUGGCCAGCACGGGACAAAUUUUGAAUAUUGGUGAUGCCGCCAUUUGGCUGAGAAAGGGCGUCGUCGACUCGAGUAAGGAACCUAUCAGGAGUAUACUGUGUAUGCCGAUCGUUAAUGGACAACGAAGUGUCAUUGGUGUCGCUCAGUUAAUAAAUAAGGACAAUGGUAGCUCAUUUACUGACAGCGAUGUCUCGAUAUUCGAAGCAUUUGCUAUUUUUUGUGGACUAGGUAUCCAUAAUACUCAGAUGUACGAAUCUGCGUGCAAACUAAUGGCCAAACAAAAGGUCGCCCUUGAAUGUUUGAGUUAUCACGCAACUGCGAGCAACGAGGACGCAUCGAAACUUACGACUGAUCAUAUUCCCUCAGCCGAGCAGUACAAUCUCUACAGUUUCACAUUCAUUGAUUUUGAUUUGAGUGACGAUGACACCUGUAAGGCCACUGUGAGGAUGUUCAAGGCCUGCGACCUUAUUCAGAGGUUUCACAUUCCCUAUGACGUACUUUGUAGAUGGAUUCUUAGUGUUAAAAAAAAUUACCGGCCAGUAAAAUAUCACAAUUGGCGGCACGCAUUAAAUGUUGCCCAAACGAUGUUCGCGAUGCUUAAAACCGGAAAAAUGGAACAAUUUAUGACUGACCUAGAGAUACUAGGUCUUCUCGUAGCUUGUUUGUGCCAUGACCUGGACCAUCGCGGAACGAACAAUGCAUUUCAAACGAAAACCGAGUCACCGUUGGCAAUUUUGUACUCAACUAGCACUAUGGAGCACCACCAUUUCGAUCAGUGUGUCAUGAUACUAAAUUCCGACAGUAAUAACAUUUUUCAAACCCUAUCAAUGGAGGAUUAUAGACGUGUUAUGAAGGUCGUCGAAAGCGCUAUAUUGUCAACGGACUUGGCAGUAUACUUCAAAAAGAAAAAUAAAUUUAUGGAAUUAAUUGACGAGGGUGAAUUCGACUGGCAGAGCGAAGAAAAAAAAGAAUUACUUUGUGGCAUGAUGAUGACAGCUUGCGACGUCAGUGCGAUAGCUAAGCCGUGGGAUGUCCAACACCGAGUGGCUAAAUUAGUAGCCGAUGAAUUUUUCGAUCAAGGAGACUUGGAAAAAUUGCAACUGAAUCAGCAGCCCGUGGCAAUGAUGGAUCGGGAAAGACGAGACGAGUUACCGCAAAUGCAAGUUGGAUUUAUUGACGUAAUUUGUAUGCCUCUGUACAAAGUAUUGUCGGAAACGUUUCCCUGGAUAAUGCCUUUGUACGAAGGAACGACAGAGAAUCGUAAAAAUUGGCAAGAUUUGGCUGAGAAAGUCGAGAUGGGCUUGACGUGGAUCGAUCGUGAUACUAUCGAAGAACCUGUCGAAGAAUUCGUAUCACAAGAACCCAAAGAUAUUGAAUUUACAGUAACGACGUUGAAUUGUACGACGGAACGCAACAAAGACGCGAUUCCGGGAACCGCAAAAGCUUCGGAAUUUCCUAAAACUGCGUUAGGAAGGUUCGCUUCGCUUCGAAAAGGUGGUAGGUCACUUGGUAAAGGUGUUAGACAUCGACUCAGCAGAUCGCUUUACAGCCGCAGUAAUUCGGAAGAUACUGGGAAGGCUAAAGUUAUGUUACCGGACCGUAAAAGUAAUAAAAAUAAAUUAUGCUUGCUUAUUUGACGACUCACGAACUCUAGUGCACUUGAGAGUAUACCGGAAUAAAAUUAAAAAUUUAUUUUUUUUAUUUAUGGUGUUAAUGGAAAAAACGCUUAUGAGAAUUUAUGGAUUUUAUUGGUGUGAUAAUUUUUUUAGAAAAAUGUGAGUUGGGUUUCUGAAAAGCUGAGGAAAUUUCGCGUUGAAUGAGUACCAACAACGAUAUGUUACGAUAAUUUGGUCGAAUAUAAUUUUUUGAGUGAUAUAGUUUUUUAAAAAUUGAUUUUUUUAUAUUGUGGGUUUUUAAAUUUUUUUAGGAAGAAAUUUAUGUGAUAGACUUGUAGUUGGUGAAAUUGCGAGUAAAAUGAGUGGUCACAUGACUAUAUUUGGAAAAAGUCAUAAACAAUUAGUUUUAUUGUUUAAAAAAUAUAUGACUAAUAUAUAUAUAUAAAUAUGAGGUUAGUUUACAAUAGGGUUGUGGGUACUUGUUUUACUCGGCGACACAUGUACUAUAGUGUGGAUAUAUUUAUUUUUGAAAAAAAAAAAAAUUUUGAAAUUUGAUAUUUUUGUAUUUUUUGAAAAUUGAAAUUUUUUUGAAUUUUUUUUGAGGUCAUAUUCGAGUAGCUGAUCACUUUCUGCGUAAAAUGAGUACCCACAUCGAUAUAUUUUUUGAAAGUGAAAAUUAAUUAAUUUAAUUGAUUAAUCAAUUGUUUAAAAAAUUAAUUUUUUUACUUAAGAGGGUACAAAUUUAAAAAUAGGGUUGUGGGUACUCAUUUUACUCAGGAUUACAUUCUCUGUUUAUUAAUAUUCUUUAAUGACAAAAAAAAUUAAUUAGAAUAAUAAUUAAUUGGAAUAAUUAAAAUUUUUUCAAGUGGAUUUUUUGUGCCUGAAAUAUACUGAUGUGGGUACUCAAAUGAGAAGAAAUUUGAUGAAGAAUUGAACUGUGGGUUGACUUUUAAAUUUUUAGAACGAUGAAUGAAAAUAAAAAUUUUAUUUUAAUUAAAAAAUCAAAAAUGUCCAGUGUAAA